Messenger RNA from Didymella exigua CBS 183.55, 2840 nucleotides. Its product is annotated as actin-like ATPase domain-containing protein. The coding region runs from base 338 to 2440 and encodes 700 amino acids. Gene Ontology annotation, cellular component: Ino80 complex. The transcript is spliced from 3 exons. The record is from RefSeq and is a predicted model, not a curated record. Gene Ontology annotation, biological process: double-strand break repair; regulation of DNA-templated transcription. Lineage: Eukaryota; Fungi; Ascomycota; Dothideomycetes; Pleosporales; Didymellaceae.
GCCCGCAGCAACCAGGCCCCAGGGCUCCAGCAGAACCACGGGACAGCCCCGUUGACUAACAGGCGCCUUCAUUAUUCGUCGACUGAAGCUCCCACAGCGCGACCUCAACAGCGUAAUCACCCCAACGCACGACCAGACGUCGACGUGGCAUUGGCGAAGGGUGAGUUGCAGCAACAAGCUACACAGCCGUGCGCCUCGACAACGGGACUGCCCCCAGGCUAGCUCCGAGGAACCACAACAGAGGCCAGCGUGCCACGGCUACACAGACAAGAUGGUGGGCAAAAAGUCGGGCAGGGCCCAGCUGAGGCAGGAAGGCCUCGAGCGAACAGACAACAACAUGGACCUCUCGUCGUGGCCACAGGUAGGCAUGAUCAACCAGAAGAACUACUACACCGAGUUCCUCAAGCGCGACGAGCAGUUCUUGGCUGUGCGAUACCCCAAGGACGAAGAGCGCGCCCGCAUCGUCCAGGAAGCCCGCGACAAGGAUCGCGCCCGCGCGCUGGGCGCCCCCCAGGCUGCCGAAGGCGCGACUCCGCAGGCCGACGAGGCCGCCGACGAGGCAGAUGUCUCGCUGGACUCGUCUAAGACGGACAUCUCCAAGCUCAUCGUCAUCCACCCCGGCAGUCAGAACCUGAGGAUAGGCUUGGGCUCCGAUGCGCUGCCAAAGACAAUACCCAUGGUCAUCGCACGACGAUGGAAGGAGAGCGAGUGCGAGGAGGACGGCGGCGAGCCCAGCCCCAAGCGCAUGAAGAUCGAGGGCGCGGUGCCCGCCGACGCGCUCCCUGAGAAGUGGUUUGGGGAAGACUUCGCCGACCAGUAUAUGGCCAUGUCCUCGGAGCUGAGAACGCGAAUGCGCUCUAACAAGCGUAGAGUGCUGCCAAACUCCAAGGACCUCGUCACCAACUACAAUCGCCGCACACCACCAGACGUUAUCUCAGAGCACAACGACAUCAACCGCAUCGAGUUCACAGAGCUCCCUGCAGACCCCAAGAAGGCACCGCACUUCUUUACAGGCCACGAAGCGCUCCGGAUACCCGAGCGAUCAAAUCCCCGAUACAAGCUGUUCUGGCCGCUGCGCUACGGCACAUUCAACGAGGCCGAGUACAAGGACCGCAACCAGAUCUACCAUGACAUAUCCAAGAUCUUCGGGGAAGCCUUCAAGAAUCACCUGGGUAUCACCAAGAUGAAGGACCUCGCAAACUACAAGUGCGUCCUCAUCAUCCCAGACUUGUACGAGCGCAACUAUGUCACAAUGCUGCUUGACAUCCUGAUACGAGAUCUUGGCAUCGGGAAGGUCUGUUUGCAGCAGGAGAGUCUGUCCAUUACAUUUGGAGCCGGCUCAGACAAGCUGUGUGUAGUUGAUAUCGGCGCGCAGAAGACCUCCAUCUGCUGCGUCGACGAAGGUCUUUGCGUGGAAGAGUCUCGUGUCAACCUGAAGAUGGGCGGCGCAGACAUCACGGAAACAUUCAUCAAGAUGAUGCUCUACGGCCAUUUUCCCUACUCGGAUAUCAACUUGAGGAGGCGAUAUGACUUCCUGCUUGCAGAGGAACUGAAGCAAAAGUUCUGCUCCAUGGACGAGAGCACCGUUGUGGUCCAGACGUGGGACUUCCACCUCCGCGCUGCAGGUCAGGAGACACGGAAGUACACGUUCAAGACCUAUGAUGAGACACUGCUCUCGGUAAUGGGCCUCCUCAAACCCUCCAUCUUCGACAACUCGCACAAACUCGAAGGCCGCCGCUCCGUAAUUCCACGCUCUAUCGACCUCUAUGACUCCUCCCCCAACGACCCGCUCUCCGCAGCCCAACUCGUCGUCCUCGAGCUCGCUACCGGCCGCCCCUCGCUACUCAUGAACGGCGAACCCGCCAUCGCAGCAACUCCCCAGAAACCGCCUCCCUUGAACAUCGCCAACCGCCUCGCAGACAACGAAGCCACACCGCGAUCCUCCGUCGCCGGCUCGCCCGGUCCAGAGGGAACGCCAAAUCCCGACCGCGAUACGCCCAUGGGAGAUACUGAUGCACCAGCGCAGGGCCUGAUAUUCCGCGACCCAGUGCUCGAAAAAGUCAAGAUCGCAGAGGAGCGCGACAAGACCCUACCCCUGCUACCGUUGGACCUAGCGAUCCUAGAGUCCCUGGCGCAAGGCGGGCGGGGCGACGAGAAGAAAAUGCGCGACUUCAUGGGCGGCAUCGUGCUCGUCGGCGGCGUCGCUAAGACGCCGGGUCUGCGCGAGUUCCUCGAGCUCAGACUCCGAGAGCUGCGCCCGGGUAUGGAGAUCCUCCUCCCCCCACCCCCGAGGGAUCUCGAUCCCCAGGUCAUCGCGUGGAAGGGCGGCAGCGUCUUCGGCCGCCUCAGCUCGCAUGGCAACGAUAGCUGGAUCUCGCGCUGCGAGUACGAUAUCCUCGGCACCAGGCUGUUGAACAAUAAAUGCAUGUUUGCUUGGUAGUGUGAGCAACGGGCGCGGCGCCGGCUGGCACACGACUCGUAAGAUGAGUCGUGGGAGAGCGGGAAAUUGGAAUUGCUGGACGCCGUGCAUGGGCCUAGCGGUGCAGGCUCGCCGGCGUAGCGCGGUCCGGGUCGUCCUAUAAACUCGCGUCUUGUACCUUAUGGGUACUGGGUGGGUCUGUCGCCGGCUGAGGUGCGGAGAGACAGGGAGGCUGUGGCAGCGGGCAGGCGUCUGCCACCGAAGAUCGUUGGUCCGCGAAAGCCGCCGACGAAGUCUACUGUGAAGUCUUAGACGGAGGCUCACUCUCACUCUUAGUCUUAAUCGGCUGUUGUAUUGUAUUCGUAGGGGCUCAUGAGGCGGUCCCCGGCAGAUCGGUCUUGGUAGUAAUGAUAAUAUGUGC